Messenger RNA from Cavenderia fasciculata, 159 nucleotides. RefSeq lists its product as uncharacterized. The record is from RefSeq and is a predicted model, not a curated record. The transcript has a single exon. NCBI's taxonomy places the organism in Eukaryota, Evosea, Eumycetozoa, Acytosteliales, Cavenderiaceae. The coding region runs from base 1 to 159 and encodes 52 amino acids.
AUGCAAGAGAUACCAAAUCAAGAGUUUAUAGAUUUUGUAGUCACUUUAGCAAGUGAGGAUCAAAAGAACAACAACAAAAGAAACAACAACAACAAAAAUAAUAAAAAUAACAAAAACAAUAACAACAAUAAAGAUAUAUUAAAAGCAAAGUAUGAUUGA